AUGGGGAACUGCUUGCCAUGUCUGCGCGAACGUGAAGUGGAUAGACGAUCGGCUAGAUCCAGCUACUUUGAUGCAAAACUCAGAGAGAAAGAAGUGAUGGCCUACACAUGCAGCGAGUUUAAAAAAGAGAAGCGGCUCGGGGUCACUGUCUCCCGCUUUAAAUCAGACGGUGGGGGAGAGUGA
Molecule: messenger RNA, 183 nt
Organism: Ectocarpus siliculosus
Lineage: Eukaryota; Phaeophyceae; Ectocarpales; Ectocarpaceae
Source: the annotation of a GenBank genome assembly